CCGCGCUUCUACCGUUGUCUUUGCUUCGGAUGCCAUUCCGUAUCUAAAGUUUUAAUUUUGCCGCAGAUUUAGAUACAAUAUUUCGUGUCUUAUCUCAUUAUAAAUACUAUAUAUCUGCAGAUACACGGGCUCAAUUUGGAUCAAGAACCAAGAAUGGAGAAGAAGCCUCUCGUUUUCGCCUACUAUGUCACUGGCCAUGGAUUUGGGCAUGCCACCCGUGUUCUUGAGGUAGUUCGUAAUCUCAUCCUAGCUGGGCAUGAAGUUCAUGUGGUCACUGGUGUUCCUGACUACAUAUUUACCACCGAAAUAAAGUCAGCUAGACUCUUCAUCAGGAAGGUUCUAUUGGACUGUGGAGCUGUUCAAGCAGACGCUUUGACAGUUGACCGCCUUGCAUCCUUGGAAAAGUAUGUCCAGACUGCUGUAGUGCCUCGGGAUUCUAUUUUGGCCACUGAGGUUGAAUGGCUAAAAUCUAUCAACGCUAAUUUAGUGGCAUCUGAUGCUGUUCCCAUCGCAUGCCGAGCAGCAGCAGAUGCUGGAAUUCGUGCAGUUUGUGUGACCAACUUCAGUUGGGAUUUCAUCUAUGCGGAGUAUGUGAUGGUGGCUGGCCGUCAGAGUCACUCUAUAAUUUGGCAGAUAGCUGAAGAUUAUUCUCAUUGCGACUUUCUAAUACGUCUCCCAGGAUACUGUCCAAUGCCUGCUUUUAGCGACGUUGUUGAUGCACCUCUUGUCGUGCGGAAAUUACACAAGUCCCGGGCAGAGGUUAGGAAAGAGCUCGGAAUUGAGGAAGAUGCGAAAGUUCUUAUUUAUAAUUUUGGUGGGCAGCCAGCUGGCUGGAAGCUGGAGAAGGAAUAUCUACCUGAUGGAUGGAUAUGUUUGGUGUGCGGGGCGUCAGACGAGCAGGAGCUUCCAGAAAAUUUUGUUAAGCUUCCAAAGGAUGUCUACACACCUGAUUUAAUUGCAGCUUCAGAUUGCAUGCUUGGUAAAAUUGGAUAUGGUACAGCAAGUGAAGCUUUGGCAUACAAGGUGCCUUUAAUCUUUGUACGAAGAGAUUAUUUUAAUGAGGAACCAUUUGUGAGGAAUAUGCUUGAGUACUGCCAAUGUGGUGUGGAGAUAAUAAGGAGAGAUUUGCUUAGUGGUCGUUGGGCUCCUUAUAUUCAACGCGCUAUUACCCUGAAACCUUGCUAUGAGGGAGGCACUAAUGGUGGUGAGGUGGUUGCUCAAAUACUUCAUGAUAUAGCUUUGGGAAAAGAUCCCACUCCAUCUAAGCUUAGAGGAUCAAGAAGGUUGAAGGAUGCCAUUGUCCUUGGGUAUCAGCUUCAGGGAGUUUCCGGGAAAGAUAUAGAUGUUCCUCACUGGUAUACACUUGCACAAACUGAACUCAGUUCACGUACGCCAUUGCCAGAUGAGAACAGUAUCCAAAAUACCACCUCUGCUAUAGGAACUGGAGAUUUCGAAAUUUUACAUGGAGAUCAUCAUGGUCUUUCGGAUACAAUAGGUUUCUUAAAGAGCUUGAAAGAUCUACAUGCCUUAAGCAACAAUGCGAAUAGUAGUAAGCAUCAGUCAAGGGAGAGUCUUGCUGCGGCUGCAAUGAUUAACUGGGAGGAAGAAAUUGUCGUAACUAGAGCUCCUGGGAGGUUAGAUGUGAUGGGCGGAAUUGCAGAUUAUUCGGGAAGCUUAGUCCUGCAGAUGCCUGUUAGAGAAGCAUGCCAUGUUGCCAUUCAGAGGUGUCGUCCAGAGAAACAGAAGUUAUGGAAACAUGCUCAGGCCAGGCAGCAAAAAAAAGGAGACGGCACUACCCCUGUACUCCAAAUUGUAUCAUUUGGUUCAGAACUGAGUAACCGAGCACCUACGUUUGAUAUGGACUUGUUUGAUUUUCUGGAAGAUGGAAAACCUAUUUCAUACGAGAAAGCACGCCUGUACUUUGCUCAAGACCCAUCGCAGAAGUGGGCUGCAUAUGUUGCUGGUACGAUUCUAGUUUUGAUGACUGAACUGGGCAUUCAGUUUCAGGAUGGUAUUAGUAUAUUGGUUUCUUCUGGUGUUCCAGAGGGCAAAGGCGUAUCAUCCUCGGCUGCAAUAGAAGUUGCAACCAUGUCUGCAGUGGCUGCUUCUCAUGGUCUAAACAUUGCACCAAGAGAUCUUGCUUUGCUUUGCCAAAAGGUUGAGAAUCACAUUGUUGGUGCUCCUUGUGGCGUGAUGGAUCAGAUGGCUUCUGCAUGUGGUGAAGAAAAUAAACUCCUAGCCAUGCUAUGUCAGCCGGCUGAAGUAUUAGGUCACGUGGAAAUCCCUUCUCAUAUACGAUUUUGGGGGAUUGACUCAGGAAUACGACACAGUGUUGGUGGUGCAGAUUAUGGGUCAGUGAGGAUCGGCACCUUUAUGGGCCGGAAAAUGAUUAAGUCCAUGGCGUCCAAGCAGUUGUCCUCACCAAAUCACAAUUCACCGAAAGUCGAAGGGAUGAACAACGAUGAAACAGAUGAACAUGGCAAGGAUUUGCUUCAAGCUGAAGCUGCACUGGAUUACCUAUGCAACUUGUCCCCUCACCGCUAUGAGUCUUAUGUGCAUAGGCUUCCGGAGUUUCUACCCGGAAAUGAAUUCAUCGAGAAUUACAACCAUCAUGAUGAUUCAAUUACAAUAAUUGAUAAAAAAUGCAGCUAUGCAGUAAGAGCACCAACACGGCAUCCAAUCUAUGAGAACUUUCGAGUCAAGGCCUUCAAAGCAUUAUUAUCGGCUGCUCCUUCAGACGAUCAACUCUCCACCCUCGGGGAACUCAUGUAUCAGUGUCACUAUAGCUACAGUGCUUGUGGACUCGGCUCAGAUGGGACCGAUAAGCUGGUAGAGUUAGUACAACAAAAGCAGCACAGCAAAUCAACUGGUGGGACUUUAUUCGGGGCAAAGAUCACCGGUGGAGGUUCCGGUGGAACGGUUUGUGUCAUUGGGAAAAACCUCUUCAGAAGCAGCGAACAAAUUUUCAAGAUUCAGCAGAAGUACAAAGCCAUCACUGGCUUCCUGCCCUUUGUCUUCGAGGGUUCUUCGCCCGGUGCUGGCAAGUUCGGCUACCUGAAACUACGCAUGAGAUCACGUUCAUCUUAAACGAUCAAGUACUCCCAUUUGAGUGAAAAACGGGCAUAUCAGAACCGUGCAGGUAUCCGGACAAAAUGUCAGUGGAUUUUCAGUGUAUUGGAAUUUUAUUAUUGAGAUUUUUAUGAGUUGCAUUUUAGGAAGUGAUGAAUAUUUAUCUGGCAAAUUGUAAUUUUUGUACUGUUAUUUAAAAAUGGCAUUUAUCAU
This is a messenger RNA of Sesamum indicum (sesame), 3282 nucleotides long. RefSeq names its product L-arabinokinase. Lineage: Eukaryota; Viridiplantae; Streptophyta; Magnoliopsida; Lamiales; Pedaliaceae. The record is from RefSeq and is a predicted model, not a curated record. Gene Ontology annotation, molecular function: ATP binding.